AUGACCGCCGAUUCUGAUAGUCUGGUGUAUACGAAGCAAGCACUGGAACCGUGUGUGUUUCAGGAACUACCAUUGGUCAAAGAACCUGUGCUUCAAAAAGUUCUCAGUGCCAAGUUGCUGGCCAACCUCGAUAUACUGAGGAAGUCUGCAGUUGAAAGCAGAAUCAAUGGUGACGAUUCGCACGGCAAAGACAUGUUAUCUCAAUUCCAGAACCAAUUCAGUGGUAUGUCGUGCACCGCUUCUAUGGUCCAGCAUGCUUCCACAUUGGCAUUGGAUGCGCAAUAUACACAACAUCAAGAAGCAUUGAAAUCUAGCCGACUUAGUGUGGAUUUCGACAAAGAUGCGACGCCAGAGGGCCCAUUACCAGCAGCGCUGGAUCAACUGGAAUCGAAAAUUGGUCCUAGUGGCCGAAACGAUGAAAAUCUGACGGAAUUACGUAACCGCUUGCUGGGGAAGAACGGGGACAAGCCCGGACUUGUCUCCGAAUCCAACAGCCCAAUGGAAAAACAAAUGCAAGUCCAAAAUAAUAUUCAAGAAGAGCUAAUCAGCGACAUGUCACAGCUGGUGUCGGGCCUCAAACAGGGCGCAGAGGCGUUCCAGGCGGCGCUGAACGACGAUUCCACGGUUUUAAAAGCCACCGAAAUCGGUUUGCAAGCCACCUCCCGUAGUCUACACGAUCUCGGGGGAAAGCUAAAGAGGUAUCACAAUUCGAAGGUGGGCCUUCUGUUUUACUUAACAUGCAUCCUGUUCAUGUUUGUGAGUCUAAUUAUCACAUAUCUCAUUAUCAAGAUAUUUCCUAAAAUGUGA
Lachancea meyersii CBS 8951 is the source of this 807-nucleotide messenger RNA. NCBI's taxonomy places the organism in Eukaryota, Fungi, Ascomycota, Saccharomycetes, Saccharomycetales, Saccharomycetaceae. The record is from the annotation of a GenBank genome assembly.